Molecule: messenger RNA, 3199 nt
Organism: Bufo bufo (common toad)
Lineage: Eukaryota; Metazoa; Chordata; Amphibia; Anura; Bufonidae
Exons: 3
Coding region: 116-2668 (850 amino acids)
Biological process (GO): proteolysis
Molecular function (GO): aspartic-type endopeptidase activity; nucleic acid binding; RNA-DNA hybrid ribonuclease activity
Source: RefSeq, a predicted model, not a curated record
UAGACAACCCAAUUUGCAAUCAGACUUACAGAGGUGGUCUGAGCAUGAACAGUACCCGUCCCCACGGGGGAACAAUUACUACUAGGGGUGCCCAGAACAAGUCCCAUCCUUCAUUAUGCAUUUUGUUCCAACUGAUUGGCAAGUCUUACCACAAGUACUACUGCAAAUUGAUGGUAUUAAAGUUAAGUUAUUGCUUGACACCGGAGCAACGACUUCAAGUGUAAACAAAAUAGACUUCAUUAAUGAUAAAUGCACCGAAGGAAGUUCUAUGGGUAUAAAUGGGACGACAGUGAUACAUAAGGUGACAGCACCGCUCCCGGUUUGUACUCUUACGGGGGAACUAGUGACGCACAUGUCUUUUGCAGUCCUACUAGAGUGCCCCAUUUGCCUAUUAGGAAGGGAUUUAAUGGCAGCAUUACAGAUUUCAUUGGUCUUUGACAAAAAGGGCAGACUGACAGCAACCUCAAUGAAAUGUGACCUGACAAACCCAAAGAGACGUGACAUGAAUGGGUUCUUUUUAAGCAUACCAAUGUCCCUGGAAAAUCAUCCAAUUUGGGCAAAAUGUAAAGACUCGGCAGGGAGGAUUAACUGUGAGCCCUACCGGCCCUGUUUGAAGGAGGGGGUCAUGCCAACCUUUCAAAAACAAUACCCAUUGAGUGAGGAAAAGUUAGAGGGUAUAAAGCCACAAAUUGAGAAAUACUUGCAGAUGGGAAUUCUUAGGAAAAUUGUCAGUCCCUGGAAUUCCCCGAUAAAUCCCGUAAAAAAGGCUAAUGGCACAUGGCGGCUGGUACAGGAUCUAAGGAAGGUAAACAAGGCAAUUAUCCCACUUCCCCCCUUGGUGGCAGAUCUUACAGCUGUGUUCGGGGCCAUUCCUGCGGGAUCCAGAUAUUACACUGUAGUUGACCUCAGUAAUGCGUUCUUUUCCAUACCAGUGGCUUGGGAUGCACAAAAUCUUUUUGCUUUUCAGUGGGCUGAUAAUGGUCAGGUGACGUGGACCCGUCUCCCUCAAGGUUUUGGGGAUAGCCCAGCAGCCUUUUCUAUUGUAUUAAAGGCUACAUUGGAAGAUUGGGAACCAAAGAGGGGAUCCACCUUAAUACAGUACACAGACGACCUUUUACUCUCCAAUUCGGAGUUAGAAGCCUGCGAAAAAGAUUCAGGGAGUUUAUUAGACCACUUGGCAAGCAAAGGACACCUGGCCUCGAAGAAGAAAAUCCAAUAUGCAAGUACCCAGGUAGAGUAUCUGGGGUGCAUAAUAGAGGCAGGAGAGAGAAAGAUCUCACCCGCUAGAGUCAAGGCAGUGACCUCCCUAAGCAGGCCAAGGGACAAAGCUACAAUGCUGUCCUUUUUAGGGUCAAUAGUGUAUUGUAGGCAGUGGAUUCCCGAUUGCUCCCAUUGGGAUUCGAUCCUAAGAAAAACUACACUCACAGAAGCACCAAAGAUAGUGGAGUGGACAGAGGACAGAGUAGAAGCCUUUGAGAGAUUGAUUCGGUCCCUGACCCAAGCCCCAGCCUUGGCCCUGGCAGAUUAUGGAAAGCCAUUCCAAUUAUAUUGCGUGGUAUCUGGAGAAACCUAUGCAGCGGUUUUGACACAGACACAUGGGGGGAGAAACAGGCCAGUUUCAUACUUAUCGAAAAAAUUACCUCCUGUAGUUCUUGGAAUGCCUCACUGUCUCCAAGCAUUAGCAGCCGCGGCUAUGUCAGUAAAGGAUGCUACUAAGAUGGUCCAUGGAAAUACAAUGGAACUUUUCACCACUCAUACAGUCUUGUCCCUCCUUCAAAACAUGACCACACAACACAUGACAGCUCAGAGACUGUCCGGAUAUGAGACCAUAUUACUCAGUACGGCAAACCUGUUGAUAAAGACAUGUCCAGACACCUCACCAGUGAUAAGAUUGUUGCAUACACUUUUGAGACUUAAGCGUGAAGGUUCUGACGAACAAGUAGACCCAAUACCUGAACACAGAUGUGAUGAAAUAAUCUUGUCAUGCACAACACCUAGGGAGGAUUUAAAGGACACACCACAGACUGGCAGUAUAGAUGUUUUUGUGGAUGGAUCAUGCACAAGACCAGAUGACAGGACAUACCAAACAGGUUACGCAGUAGUCAUGCUCCCAAAUCAAGUGAUAGAAGCUGAACCAAUUGUCACAACUUCAGCACAACAAGCUGAGUUGGUAGCGCUCACAAGAGCCUGUGAAAUAUUCGCAGGACACAAGGUGAAUAUUUAUACUGAUAGUAGCUAUGCAUUUGGAACAGUGCAUGAUUAUGCAUUAAUAUGGAAAAAUAGGGGGUAUAUCUCAGCAGACGGGAAGAAGGUAGCAAAUCAGAAAUACAUAGAUCACUUGCUACAUGCAAUUCAAUUACCGGAAGCCAUAAGUGUGAUAAAAGUGAAAGGACACUCUGCAAAGGGAGAUUAUCAAGCUAUGGGAAACAACCUAGCAGACAGAGCAGCAAAAAUGGCAGCCAAGAGAGACACGAGAAGGGAAAGUAAGUUAUUAUUCAUGACAGACUUUGAAAGUGAAAACUGGGAGUCAGUAGUAUAUCAACUUCAGAAACAGUCUACCAGUGAGGACAUCAAGUACUGGAGAUCUCAGGGACUGCAGACGACAGGUACAGAUAUGUGGAUGAGGAUACUGACAGUAACAUUUUUGCCUUGCAGGAACAGUACGUGAAACACUUGGUAAGUAUACUUUCAGAAAACUAUGAUAAGGUUGCUGUCACCUUUCCUCCUCUUUCCACAGAUCCAACUCAUCCAUUCUUGCCCGGAGACAAAGUUCUGGUGAAACAACUAGCUGCCCGCCACAAGACUGGUCCAAUUUACCAAGGUCCAUUUGAGGUUCUAAGAGUGGCUCGAACGGCUGUCCUUACUGACCAGAGUCCACAGUGGAUACACGCCAGCCGGCUCAAGAAGACGCCAGAAGGAGUCCUCAGGAAUUCCCCGGACAAACAUGAGUCCUUCGGACAAGAUGCCUACAAAGGAAAUGUCUUUGAUCAUACCCCCAAGCCUGCAAAGUAGAUAUGAGCGAUGGCUAAGAGGCUAUCCAAAACCACUUAGUCCAAAGGAUCCAAAGACUAUGCAGGACUUGUAUGAGGAAGAAUUUAUGUUCAGGGAGUAUACCAAUGAACUAGAAACUGAGGACUUGAAAGAUCAAAACUUUCCUGAACCGUUUAGUAAGCAGAAGAUUCAGAGAAUGAAAAUGGCC